UCCUCUCUGCUAAGGUCCUAGUGGCAACUCUGACUCCUACCCACAAUAUGAGAUUUUAAGAUCAAAGGAAUGCAACCUCGGACAAAACCUGAGACAGCAGGGAAGCACUGUAACAACUGGAAGGAUUUUCAAGUUGACAAAUUUGUGCUCUUUCUUUCUGCACAAAAAUAAGAGAUUCCCUAUAUCCCUAUGGAUAUCAGGGAGGAAAAGCAUUUAAGCAUUGAACUUCAAAUUAGCAAUUUCAGGACAGCCUUGAAGGAGUUUGAAAAAUUGGUUGAACAUGCAGCGGCCCAGAAAAGAGACGAAAGAGCAGGCCUGUUUAUCCAAAAAGAAGAUAUAAUCGAUUAUGACAAGUUUUAUGUGGCCGUGCAGGAACUCUUUGGUCCAGAAGUGAAGAAUCAAGAUGUGAAACGCUUUUACAGGAAACUCUGCAACAACCCCGAUGCAUCCAUAGACUGGUGUGAGAUCUUUGGAUACUUCUCCUCUGAAGAAGAUUCUCUUGCUUCCCAGAUGGAUGAAGAAAAUUUGGUUUUCCUCGUUUCCAGAAAACAGCGAGUUGUAAUUUCAGGUAGUAGAAGACGGGAUGUGAUUAAAUGCAUUGUCAAGAUCCCUCAGUUGGAUUUACUAAUAACAGCUUCUCAGAAAGGAUUAAUAACAGUCUUUAAUAGCCAGAUGAGAGUCCAGACCAGCACCAACGUCACGGACACCUCCUGGAUCACAGGAUGUGACUACCUCUCACAGCUGAAAAGAAUCGUUGCCACUUCAGAAAGGACCAUCAUUGUCUGGGAUUAUAAAGCUCAAGGCAGUGGCCAGGAAAACUAUUUUGUCAUAAAGCCUAUGGAUCACUGCCUCCUUUGUGUGUGUGUAGUGUCUCUGCCCGACCAGCUCUGCAGAGAUGACAUCCUCUUGGGGGAUGAUGGUGGUUUUGUGAACAAAUUCACCAUAAAUAGUGAUGACUUUGGACUAAAGCAGGCAAAAUCCAAAAAAAAACUACAAAGCCAAGUCUUAGACUCAAAGAACUUUAAAAGUGUUAAAAGGAAGCUUCAUAAUGACUGGGUUAUGAAAAUUAGAUAUAUUACAGCCCUAAGUUGCUUUGGAUCCUGCUCCUUAGACAGUGUUCAUUCAUUGGUUUUGGAAUCCUUGAAGAGACUUGAGGAUAAUUUGCCUGUCAGAGAGUUCUCCAUGCCAAGAGGAGCCAACACUUUCUGUUACUGUACAAAAGCAAACGUGAUUAUCACUGGAGGAGAUGAUAAGGUGCUCCGGUUGUGGCACCCCAACAUCAGCACCAAGCCAGUGGGGAAACUUGUGGGACACAUGUUCAGCAUCAUGGAGAUCGUAACAAAUGAGAAAGAUCAACACGUAAUCAGCCUCUCCUCUGCAAAGGUUUUCAGGGUGUGGGAUAUACAGACUCUUUCACUAUUACAAGUCUUCCAUGACAGCCAUGGAGGACCAGGAGACAUGCAGAUUUAUUCUAUGGUUUACGAUUCCAAUCAUGGCAUGCUUAUUACAGGAUCUAGUGUCAUGGACAUGUACCCUCUGACCAGGAUGGUACAAGAUACAAAACAGAUUCCUCACACUCAUGAACGAGAAAUCAAUGUCAUGCUUUACAACAGAUAUUUUCACCAAGUACUUACUAUCUGUUCUGAAUCCAUCAUUAAGGUUUGGGAACUCGAGACUGGCCUCCAAAUAUACCAGAUUUUAGACCCUCAUGGUUUCAGUGUUGAACUGACUUCUGCAGCUAUUGAUGAAACUGGAUUUCUUUUUGCCACAGGAGCAUAUAAUGGAACAAUUAAAAUCUGGGAUUUCGGCAGUGGGCAGGAGAUGAAAGUGUUGCCGGAAGGGAAAGACUGGAAGGAGGAAGAACCUUGGCUUCGGCGCCUGAUUUUCCUGAAAGCCCAGGAGAAACACCAGCAUUUGGUCCUCACCUUGGAGCGCAAUGGGAAGAUCAAAAUGGUCCAGGGUAAGGAAGAGGAGGCCUAUCUUGUGGUGAUAUGGGAGCUGCCCAAUGUCAUGCCUUUCCUACAAGACGUGAAUCACACUGUGCAUCUGAGGACAUCUCCUAAACACAGGAGCAUGCGUAUUCCUUUCCCAGAUGUUGAGCUAGUAGAGAAAAACUUUUCUCAACACAUUAAUAGUUCUGCCAUCAGUAUGGAAGUGAACUGCAUUGAUUUAUUACAAGUAGAAGGAUAUAAUUUGAUAGUUGCUGGAACCUUAAAUGGUGUGAUUGUCUUAUGGAAUUUUGUAAACUCUACUGUCAAAGAACUGUACAGACCUGAAGAUUGCUUCACUGUGGACCCUGAUUUGGAUCCCAAACGCUUUAGAAUUAACAACAUACUGUUCCUCUUUCGAUCCCCUGAAUGUGCAAGGAGAUCGAGUCAGGAUUCCGUGUGCUCUUCGUCUCAAUGUGAUUCUAGUAAAGGUCCACAGAGUAACAAGGGAAGCAAGCAGAGCAUACAUGACAAUGAGGUUAAAGGUGAGAAAACUGAUGUCACAGCGGGAGAGCAACAGCUGGUGGACAAAAAACAACCUGGGGACACCAGUGUAAUUGAUACUCAGCCGCCUGUCAUUGUCACUGCUCAUGAGGAUGGACACCUUCGCUUUUGGACUAUGGAGGGAAAACUGCUGAAAAAUAUGCUGCCUUUCACCAAACAUUCUGCCAUUUCUCUGACGUCGCUAUAUACGGAUUCAUGCACCAGGGUACUUCUGACCGGGAAUGUGGAAGGACAUGUUAUCCUUUGCAGUAUUGGUUCCUUCCUGGAUCCACCUCAUGAAGAAAAGAAAUUGAAGCAGCUGCUUGCCUGGCGUGCUCAUUCUUUAGAAAUUAUUCAAAUGAUCUACGUAGAAGACAAGCAAAUGGUGCUUACUGCCUCCAUCGAUGGCUCAGUAAGGCUCUGGCAUGCCUUCAAUGGUCAUUACUGUGGAUAUUUUGGACAACGAAGAAUGUUUGAAAUAUCACAAACAAGUGAUUUCAUUUUGCCAUGUGAUGUUAAUGAAUAUCCUGUAGAAAUAAAAGAAGAAAACAAGUUCACAGAGAAGAAGCAAAAAUAUGAAUAUCCUCUGGUAUUUGACCAGCAAAAAUGGAAAAAAAUGAGCUCAAUGUCUUUGCUUUUCAAACGUACACCUCCCAAGGCCUUUGAAGUGGAUCAUGACUUUAAAUUUUUCAAGUCUCUUUCUUCUCCCAAGAUUCGAAGACGUGCCUUAAAAGGAUUCCUGACUGAAAACAGAGAGGCAGGGAUUGUUUUUGGUUCUCUGCCUAUAUAUAGGGUACCAAGCCCCACCAGCCUAAGAUUCCUUCCACUCAUUGGCUCAGAUGCACAAAGGGAAUCUGCAGAUGGCAUUCCAGGAAAAAAGAAGGGGGUUCAUGUUCAACAUGAAAAAGAUCAUCACUUGAUUUUAUUUUCCUAUGUCACAGAGGAGAAGUCUGAAAAGACAUUUAGUCCCACAAAUAAAUCUGGCUUCUUCCUUCUUCCCAUCCAUCUCCAAGUGAAGAGAGGAAAAUUAGAAGUGGCUGCUGUGGCCUGAGCUGCUCAUAAAAUGGCAAGAUCUGAAUGACACUCCAGUCUUAAUUUCAGGAUGAAAGUGAGGGCCCGCCAGACACUGUCACCCGCAUCUGUAUCCUCGGGCCAUCCUAUCAAUGGAGAAGAUUGCUCAAGAUGCUCAGCUCUGAACAAAUAAGCAGCAAGCAGCCAGGUGUCUAAUUUCUUUCAUACAUAGAAAUCCAUUUAACAACUAGGUUAUGUUUCUUGUUUACUGUCAGCAAAAUGACACAUAGGCAAACAAAGAAAAUCAAUAGCAUUAGUAUAUCUAAAAUAAUACGGUUAUCAAUGAUCAGCUUUUUGCCUCCCCCCCACCUCCCUUGUUCACCCUAAUUCAUUACCAGAAUUAUUAUCCAAAUAGAUGCAGUAAGAGGCAAAUUACUAUGCUAUGUGUUAUACAAAGAAAAUUAUUAAAAAGAAAAAUGU
Molecule: messenger RNA, 3962 nt
Organism: Zalophus californianus (California sea lion)
Lineage: Eukaryota; Metazoa; Chordata; Mammalia; Carnivora; Otariidae
Gene: WDR64
Product: WD repeat domain 64
Exons: 29
Coding region: 190-3522 (1110 amino acids)
Molecular function (GO): protein binding
Source: RefSeq, a predicted model, not a curated record